This is a messenger RNA of Nicotiana tabacum (common tobacco), 1495 nucleotides long. Its product is annotated as nifU-like protein 4, mitochondrial. NCBI's taxonomy places the organism in Eukaryota, Viridiplantae, Streptophyta, Magnoliopsida, Solanales, Solanaceae. Gene Ontology annotation, cellular component: mitochondrion. The record is from RefSeq and is a predicted model, not a curated record. Gene Ontology annotation, biological process: iron-sulfur cluster assembly. Gene Ontology annotation, molecular function: iron-sulfur cluster binding; iron ion binding.
CCACACGUGUUAAUACGAAAAGCGUGCCAACUACUUUCGCCGUCAUCGCGUUUUGACGUUUCCGUCUGAAAUUCCCAGAAGGCAAAAACCGCCAUUGAAACAUUUCGACAAGCUUGAAUCUCUAAUUUAAGCUUGAACAAAACUCUCAGAAGCUCGUACGAAAACAAGUCCAAUACUGUAGUAAUGAAGAGUUUAUUAUCAUUAGGGAGAUUGAUAAAUCGAUCGACUCUCCGCAGCAGCAAUAGAUUGUUAACAAAACCCUAUGUAGCAGAAAAUGGUGCAAUUUCUGCAUCUCGUCGCUUCUUAUACGCUUUAUCUUCCAAAGCGCCCAUUAAUUUAUCUGAUUUCACUUCGUUAAAGCCUUCGCAAUUCCCUUCUUCUCAUUCCUCCCCAUGGAGCCACUUCGGAGGCCAGAAGAGGACCAUGUUUAUCCAAACUCAAUCAACUCCUAACCCUUUAUCCCUUAUGUUCUAUCCUGGGAAGCCGGUUCUGGAAAUUGGGAGUGCAGACUUUCCAAAUGCUCGUUCUGCCAUGAAUUCACCGCUGGCAAAGGCUCUCUUUGGGAUAGAUGGGAUUACACGUGUAUUUUUUGGAUCAGAUUUUGUUACUGUUACAAAAGGUGAAGAUACUUCCUGGGACUUCCUCAAACCCGAAAUAUUUGCAGCAAUUAUGGAUUUCUAUUCUUCUGGGAAGCCGCUGUUCCUCGACUCCAGCACUGCAGCCUCCAUGGAUACAGCUAUCCAUGAGGAUGAUUCAGAAACAGUUGCAAUGAUUAAGGAACUCUUAGAGACUCGUAUUCGCCCAGCUGUACAAGAUGAUGGUGGGGACAUUGUAUACCGAGGAUUUGAUUUAGAUACGGGAAUAGUCAAAUUGAAAAUGCAAGGAGCUUGCAGUGGAUGCCCUAGCUCAUCCGUUACACUUAAAUCUGGUAUCGAGAACAUGCUCAUGCAUUAUGUGCCCGAGGUUAAAGGUGUGGAGCAGGAAAUGGAUGAAGAUGAAGAACCUGGAUUAAGUGGUGCACCAUAUGAGUAGUAAUACUGUUAUAGCUGCUUUAUAGUUGAUUUGGUGAUAGAGAGAUCUCAAUCAGGGAAGGCAGGACUUGUUCAUGCUCCUCCAUGGAAAGAGUGAGUAAUGUUGAGUGCACAAGUUUCUUGCAUCUAUCAAAUUCACGCGAGAUAAGCUACUAUAUGCAUCGAAAAUUAUAAUUCGGCAGUUCUUUUGAUAACAUUCUAAUAAAUAGUUUCCGCUAUAUGUUUAGCUGGAUAGGAGACGGGACAAGUGGUUGCAACAUGCUCCUAAAUGAGUCUAUAAAGAUGCAGAAGUGCAUAUGUGUGCAAAGUUUUUUGAAGUUGCUAACCAUACGUUUGUUUAUUAUCUGUAUGUAAUUUUUCAUUUUAUGUCUUGUACAUUUUGAAUGGUGAAGUGUGGAUCCUUGUAUAUAGAAUCAAAAUCUCGCCGAGGAGAGAAGAAAAUGCAUAAACCAUUUGGAGGAGCA